UAGUGCGGGUCAGGGAAAGACAGGUGUGUGUGUGUGUGUGUGUGUCAUGACUCCUCGGGUGUCUCAGUUGAGGUGGAACACUCGUAGGUGAAGAGAUCGCGUCUUGGCUUCAUUCGUAUUGGAGUUCAAAACAGGACAAUUAUUUAGCGAUCGAGAGUUUUAAGAGGAUGUUGAGUGUGUCUGAGUGACCGGGUUGAGGGGUAGACAGCGUCGAGCAGCACGAAGGAGGUACUAUACAGUGGACUCGUUCUUCCCUCCAUCCUACCCAUACAAAUAUUUCUGUAACAAGAUUUGAGUGUCCCUGGCAAGAUGGUGUUCCCUGGAGUUAUCCGUAAGGUGAACAAGAGUCUCCCCGCCCUCCUCCAGACGAUUGUUAUCAUCUGUCUCCUCCAUUUUAUGACCCAGGGAUUCCUCACCAGAAUUCAGAAGAAGUUUUCGCUCGGUCGCUUCGGCAACUCGGAAUCAGCAACACAACGGCCGGGCUCUAGAAAUAUCGGACACCUGACGACACGUGCUGGUGGAGGGCAUAGCCGCGCCUCACGACCUACACGGAGAUCUACGACCACCACUACCACCACCACCACCACCACUACUACUCCGGUAACCCCACCUUCUGAUGACAUCAUGGAGGAGGAACAACGUCAACGCCUCAACAUUCUACAUAAAGCUUGUGCAAGGUGGAAUUUGGGUUUAUGGUCUACCGGAGAGUCUACCAAUAUCACUGAGGAGGAAAGAGCUACACUGGCCUUUAUGCCCAAAUCUCCACUUUACCAAGCACUGUUUGUGUCAGAGAAAGAUCACCUGGCAGUGUGCCCAGCAGCUCGUAAUGGGGUACAGUGGUUGGCCCGUCGCUUCCUCCAGCUUACGGGUAGGUUUGACGAGAAGCAAUUAUAUCGAUUACAUGAACCCCCAGCUGCCAUUGCCAAACAAAACUUCCCAUACUUAAGCUCAUGGGAGAAGUACCCGGUUGUCUUGGCAAAAUCAGUGACGAUCUUAAUGGCACGUCACCCCUUUGACCGACUUCUGUCAUCUUAUCGCCAAGUAUUAGAGGACCCAGAGAAAAACUCCCAUGGCUACCUGCACUACGGACGUCGUAUUGUUCGGACCUAUCGUAAGGCGCCAGCACACACCAAAGGGCCGACCUUCGAAGAGUUUAUCAGGUUUUUAUUAGAUCAUGAUACACAUCACCUGGAGGAAGCCUGGCGGCCCACAUUGCGCCACUGCACACCCUGCCAUAUAGGAUACAAUAUGAUAACACACUAUGAGACACUGUGGCAUGAUGUACAAUGGGCUUGGAAGCGAGCUGGUAUUGGUCCACUCAAUACCACCGACUAUGUUGUCUACAACCUCACACCAGAAGUCCGCAGACAGUACUUCUCUGAACUCACUCUGGCACAAGUUCUGGAGUUAUAUAAAAAGUACAAAAUGGAUUUUCAACUUUAUGGCUACACAAUUGAGGAACAUAUGGCCUAUGCAAAACCUGGAGAAGAUGAGUUAGAUCCUGCUCUCAUGGCAGAUCUCCCCAAACCAAACCCUAACCAGCUGCAGAACUUGUUGAGGGAGGCAAAGGAACAAGCACUGCUAAAGAGCGAUCAGGAGGAUGUAGAUAAAAUACAGGCACCCUCCCCAGGCUCUGGAAGCUCUAGCAUGGGUCUGCCCCUCAUGGAAGAGAGAGGUCAUAUUGCCGAGGUCAGCAAUGAUAUUGAAACUGAUGAGGACAGUGGUCGUGACCAUCUACAAGAACAGAUAUAAAGUAAUAAAACCACCACCACACACACUAUAUACUUCAUAGCAUGUCCAGAAAGGUAGCUUAGUCUGUGUUGAUUGCUGUGAGAUAUGAAUAUUACAGUAUGUCAUUAUUUUUGUUAGUUAUAAUUUUUAUCAGUUAAUUAUUAUUAUUCAAGAACAAAGCUACUUUCUCAGUAGGAUUUUGUAUUUUUGCUAUCAUUGAAAACUAAUGUAAAAUAGAUAACUAAUCUUUCAUUCAUAUUUCAAACACAGCUUUUUAGGUAACUUCAGGUUCUAUUUAUUUAACUUUGACCUUCACAAGCCGAGAUGGGAUUAAUUGAUCUUUCGAUCAGUCUGGAAUCAUGUUUGUCUUCUUUUGAGGGGAGAUUCACACACUUAGUGAUUAACACACAUGAAGAUAUUGUUUGAGGAUUGUUACCCAAACCUACAGAAUCUAAAUAAUGAAUUUGGGGAAUGUGGUUUCUGUAAGGAAAGUUUUACCUUACUUAAGAAGGUUAAUGGUGUCUCAGGCAUUUUAAACACAAUAAAACUCUUAAGUCAGCUGCUCUGUACAAGACAUUCCACCUGUCAGUGUUGGCACAUCAUCAUUAUUACCAUUUUCUCAUAUUGGGAUGGAUUAGCUGUGAUUAUGAACAAGUUUAAUCAGAACCAAUUGAUAUCACAAAGUUAGUUAUAGCCUCAUUUUGUCAUCAUCUACACACACACGCAUUCAUAAAACCAAAUGGCUUACUGCAUAUUAACAGCCAGCAGCUACAAACUUGCUAUAUAAUCAUUUUAAGAUUCAAUCCUUGUACAGAAAUGCAGAAAUCUUGUCAAACAAUAAUAGAGUGAAAUAUUUAGGUUAACACAAUGGCUGCAAUAUUUAAUGAACUGACUGAAAUCAUAUUUACUCAUGUGGGGAGUUCUGUUAAUUUGUCAAAGCACCUGCACAGAUCACAGCCUUUCUACAGCUUAUUCAUCAAAUUCAACGUUGUUUUUUCCCCAUAUUCCCACACUAGAUCUGUAUGCACUAACUCAAAUGCUCUAGUGAGAAUUCUAAAAUAACCCUUUUUUUAUAGUGUCAGCCUAAUAAAUGCCUUUAUCAUCUGGUAUACUAUUGUAGCAUGUCACAGAGACUAAUCACCUGGUCUGAAUUUAAGAGUUGUCUAGGAUUUGUUGCAACAUUGUGGCAAAUAGUAUGUUAUCAAGUAAGACUAAGUGGAUUACAGGUACAGUUGUGUGAUUGCUAUGUCCAUUUUUAUACCUGUAAUAUUAAUACAGGUUGACAAUCCUUUAUCCGAAAUCCUUGGGGCCAGAGGCAUUUCGGUUUUCGGAAUUUUUCGGUUUUC
This is a messenger RNA of Homarus americanus (American lobster), 3077 nucleotides long. Its product is annotated as carbohydrate sulfotransferase 10-like. Bases 310 to 1752 code for a protein of 480 amino acids. NCBI's taxonomy places the organism in Eukaryota, Metazoa, Arthropoda, Malacostraca, Decapoda, Nephropidae. Gene Ontology annotation, biological process: carbohydrate biosynthetic process. The record is from RefSeq and is a predicted model, not a curated record. Gene Ontology annotation, molecular function: sulfotransferase activity. Gene Ontology annotation, cellular component: membrane. The transcript has 4 exons.